Messenger RNA from Spizellomyces punctatus DAOM BR117, 1988 nucleotides. RefSeq lists its product as uncharacterized. Gene Ontology annotation, cellular component: cytoplasmic dynein complex. Lineage: Eukaryota; Fungi; Chytridiomycota; Chytridiomycetes; Spizellomycetales; Spizellomycetaceae. Gene Ontology annotation, biological process: transport along microtubule. The record is from RefSeq and is a predicted model, not a curated record. The transcript is spliced from 14 exons. Gene Ontology annotation, molecular function: dynein heavy chain binding; dynein light chain binding. The coding region runs from base 66 to 1934 and encodes 622 amino acids.
GACUGGCGACCACUGCAAGCUCGCCUGGUAUCAGAUCGCGAGGGCUGGGCUUCAAGCGAUUGAAAAUGCUGCCAGUGGAUAGACGAAAAGAGGAACUGGAGAAGAAACGAGCGCGGAUCGCCGAGUUGCGACGUGCGAAAGAGGAAAGGAAAGUUGCCCUCCUGGAUGCACAGAAGAGGGACUCUGUAGGGAAGCCGACAAGGGACAGGAAAGACAUCGACGACCUCGUUGCGUCGCUAGUCGGAGACAGACCGAGCUCAAGGGCUUCCAGUACCGAUGAAUUACGAUCCUCCUCACCAUCUCUCUCAUUCACUGAGCCACGAAAGCAUGAUGAAAGGGAGACAAGAAGCUUGCGACAAGACGCAGAACCGCAACCGGAUGCUAUUGCUUCCGCUCAGGAGAAACCCCAGCCAACAUUAGCUUCCGCUGAAUUCAUUUUUCUAGAUGUUGCGCCAAAAGAAAAAGUAAUGUACACCAAAGAGAUUCAAACUGAGACUCUUUAUGUGGAGGAGGCUGGUACUAGUGAUGUCGAAAAAUCUCAAAAAUCUGCCAAUACGCCAGAAUCCGUUGAUGUGCUCGUCCAACCUAUCCCGGCCUCCGAGAACAUGUCGACUGUUGUAACGCCGCAACCACGAGAGCUGUCAGAGGAUGAGCGCAAGGCGAUCGUAGCAUCGGAGACCUUCCUUGAUUUCUUUGAAUACACCACUAAACUGGUUGAGCGGGCGUUGAGUGACACAGCAUAUGACUUUAUGACAGACUACACCACAGGAGAUUCGGGUGUCAUAGAUCGCGCUGAAGGGAAGACUGUGAAACUGUUCUGCUCAUUCUCUGAUGAACGAUGGACAAGAAAUCGCUCAGUAACUGAUGUCAGCUGGUCACAAAAGCACCCAGAGUUAGUGUUAGCUUCCUGCGGAAAAAACCACGCCGCGAUUAGCGAGCCAGACGGGGUCGUACUCAUCUGGAACCUGCAUUUACGGGACCGACCCGAGUUCGUAUUCCAAUCUCAGUCGGAUCUGACUGUAGCACGGUUUGCGGACUUCCAUCCAAAUUAUAUUAUAGGAGGGACAUACUCCGGACAAAUUGUCAUCUGGGAUACGCGUGCCAAGAAUUUACCGGUGCUCAAGACGCCCCUCUCCGCUGCGGGUCAUACCCAUCCCGUAUAUUCAAUGACGAUUGUGGGCACACAAAACGCACACAAUCUAGUAUCUGCAUCAACAGAUGGACUUGUCUGCUCGUGGCAAUUGGAUAUGUUAGCUCAACCGACGGAGAUAUUGGACCUCGUUCAUCCAACGCACGCCAAAACCGACGGUGUAUCUGUGACAACAAUGGCCUUCCCACAUAACGAAACGGCGACCUUUUGGAUAGGAACAGAAGAAGGUAGCAUUCAUCAAGUUAAUAGAUAUGACCGAGCUGGAAGUAAAGCAGGGGUCAAUGCUCAGGAUAUAUACAAAGGACACUACAGCAUGGUUACCGGAUUAAAUUUUCAUCCACCGAGCGGCUCUGCGGAUUUCUCAGAUCUAUUCUUGACUUCGUCCGUCGAUUGGACUAUCAAGCUGUGGAGAGCCAAGUCAAUUCAAAAGGCACCAACAUCUACACAAACUAUAACCCCUUUAUAUUCUUUUGAAGAGGCCGACGACUACGUAUAUGAUGUACGGUGGUCCCCUGUACACCCGUCAGUUUUCGGGUCGGUAGAUGGAAGUGGACGCUUCGAUCUGUAUGAUCUCAACCAAGAGAUGGAGGUACCCAUCGUCAGUAUGCGCGUAGGACAAGGACAUGCUCUCAACAAGCUUGCUUGGGACAAGGAGGGACGGCGAACUGCCAUUGGAUCGUCGGAUGGCCAAGUUUUUGUGUACGAUAUUGGAGAGAUGUCCCAACCCCGGAGCGAUGAAUGGGCUUUAUUUCAACGCACUUUAGCCGAGAUUGAAACCAGAUAGUUGUUUAUAUACUGUAUCUAAUUGUAUCAGAAUAUCACGAUGUUGUGUAACCCA